Messenger RNA from Anopheles stephensi (Asian malaria mosquito), 574 nucleotides. RefSeq lists its product as uncharacterized. Lineage: Eukaryota; Metazoa; Arthropoda; Insecta; Diptera; Culicidae. The transcript has 3 exons. Bases 75 to 461 code for a protein of 128 amino acids. The record is from RefSeq and is a predicted model, not a curated record.
AGCUUCGUCCAUCGUUCAGCAAACGGCCACAUUAGUUCGUUCUUAGGUAUUGCGUUGGACAGUUCUUUUUUGGCAUGCCAGUCAUGAAGCGUCGUAGUACGUGCGUUUUGUUAUUCUUAAUUGUUGGUUGUUGCGGGUUGUUUGUUGCCGCGAAGCGUGAUGGCGAGACCCAGAACGGACCGCUGCUCGAUAGGUUGUUGGUGCGCUUGCGAAGGCAAACGGGGGGAGUAAAUUACGGGUUUCCCACGUUUCCCGACUUUGCAAGGCAGGGACAGCAGGGUAACUUUGGACAGCCGGGCUUUGGCGGUGGUGGAUUGUUUUCACGCAGUGAUUUUUCCGAUUUUAUGCCAGAUGCAUCACAGUUCAAGGGAAACCAAGUGUGGACGACCAAGAGUUGCGUCUACGAUGAGAAGGGAAAGGAAAAGUGCGUAGAAAGGCACGGUGAUAAGCCGAAACACUAGACGGGGAAAAAUGUCCCCCUUGCACGAUAAUGUUGGUUAUUGAAGGAUGUGUGUUUCUGUUGGGGUAAUAAACAUAGCUUGAUACGGUUCGUUGUUUUAACCUUUGAUUGCAA